Plasmodium gallinaceum is the source of this 2373-nucleotide messenger RNA. Its product is annotated as conserved Plasmodium protein, unknown function. Bases 1 to 2373 code for a protein of 790 amino acids. The record is from RefSeq and is a predicted model, not a curated record. NCBI's taxonomy places the organism in Eukaryota, Apicomplexa, Aconoidasida, Haemosporida, Plasmodiidae. The transcript is spliced from 5 exons.
AUGGAAAAAUCAAAUUAUCCCCUUAAAAAUAAAUCAAAUAAAAAUGAUAUCAAUAAUGUAGAUGAUUCUUUAUGUUCGUCAAAUAAAGAGAAUGAUAUUGAUGAUUUAGAAGACUUACCAGAAUAUGAAAGAGAAUUAAUUUUAGCUAAAAGGCACGAGGAAUAUAUGAAAAAAAAACAUAGAAGUAUUUUGUUAAAAAAUAUAAGUAUCGAUAAUAAUUUAGAAGGAAAUUGUAGCGAUGAUAAUAAUAUUCAUACUUUAAAUAAAAAAAGUAGUUUUAACAAUAAAUCAUUACAGUCAAAAUCAAAAAAACAGAACAUUUUUAGUGAAAAUGUAGAAACUGAUAAAAUAAAUAAAAAAUCAAGUAAUUAUAAAAAAAAUAGAAAAUUAACAACAAAAACUGGUAAACAUAUUAAACAAGAUAAAGAAGAAACAAAUUACAUUAAAAGCAACGAAUCAAAAAAAAAAAGCGAUUCAUUUAUACAUAAUGAAAGGGGAAGUUUAAAAUUGUCUAGUGAUAAUAAUAGUAAAUCUAAAAAUAUAAUUAGUAAAAAAAACAAUAAUUUAGAAAAUGAUGAUAAAAAUUUAAGUGCUGAUAGUUAUGAAAAAUCAUCAGACACAUAUUCUAGUUCUUAUCAUAAAAAAAAAAAAAGUAAAAAAAAAAAAAAAAUAUCACUAAAUAAUGAAGAAAAUAAAAAUAGAAAAAGUAAUAAAGAUAAUAAUAAUCUAAUAACGACAAAUAAAAACAAAAUACUAAUGUCAUCUAAUCAAGGAAGUGGAAUGGUAGAAGAAAGAAAAAGUGCUGAUAAGUGUAAAUAUUUAAAAAAUAAUAGAAGUGAAAGAGAAAUAGAGAAGCAACAUAACGAACUUUAUUCUAAUGAUAAAAGUGAUGAUAUAAUAAAAAAGAAAAAAUUGCAUUUAAAAAAAGAUUCAGAAAAGAGUUUUGUUAAUAAUAAUAAUAUAAAAAAUCAUAAAAAUGAAUCAUUUAUUUAUUCUAAUGAUCAACAAAAAAAAUUACCUGAUGAUUCAAAAGAAUUGGAUGAUUUAGUAAAAAAAGAGAAGCAUUUAAAAGAACAAGAAACUCCAGAACGUUUAAUAUAUCUUUAUAAAGAAGAAAAAAAAGUUAAAUUGGAUAUAUAUAAAUAUAUGAGUUAUGAAAUUAUAACAUAUUUUCAGUUAAAAAAAACUUUUCUUCUCGAUAUGAGUGAACAUGUUAAUUUUCCUUAUUACGUAAUUGGACAUAUUAUAAAAAUAAUUGAUAGCAGUAAGUUAAUAAAAGUCUCUAAUAUACUAAAGAAUCAGCAUAAAAAUAACAGUCAAGAGACAAAUAAAAGUAACAACUCAAUGGAUGAAAAAAAAAAUAUAUUUUUUUUAACGAAUGUUAUUAAUAGUGAAAAUUAUUUUUCUCUAGAUAGGCAUACCAAUAUUAAAUUUGAAAUAGCACAUUUAGAAAAUUUAUCAGAUGUUCAAUUUUUUAAUAAAAUAAAGAAUAUAAUGAAUCAAAAUAAGAAAAUUUCAAUAAACGAAUUAAGUAUAGAAAAUUAUGAAACUUACAUAUGUGAUAUGAAUAACAUAUCUGAUGAAAAACUUACAAUAGAUGAAUAUAAUUUUAUAAAAUUAUUUUCUGUUAAUUUAGAAAUUUUAAAAAACUUUCAUUUAUUUUUAAAAGAAAAAAUAGAAGACUUAAAAAAUUUUCAUUAUACAGAAAAGCAAAUUCAAGAUUUAGUAGAAAUGAAAAAAAAAAAGAGUUUCCAUGAAAUUUUUAUGAACAAUAAAAAUAUUGAUACCUUACCUAUAUCUCGUAUUACAGUUCAAAGGGAAAUUUGUUCCAUUUUAAGAGAAAUUGAUACUUUAAAUUAUGCAAAAAGACGUAUAAAAGAUGAUAUAAACACUUUAUCAAAAUUAAAUAAUCAAAUUGAAUUAUUAACAAAAAAAAAAGACAUUUUACGGGAACAAUUAGAAAAAUCUAGAACUAACUUUAUUGUAUCUAAAAGUAAUGAAAAUUUUACACAAGAAAAAGAAAAAAAUUUAAGUAGAAGAAAACCUAUAAAAACUUAUUUGAAAACAUCAAUGAAUGAUGAAAUUUCAAGUAAAUUUCUAGGAGUAGAAGAAAAAAAUAUAUCAGAUUUAGCUAACUAUUUAUAUGAAGAAAAAAGGACUUUUAAUAAUUUUGUAACCAGUAAAUUUUUUGAUAUGCCUUUGAAUAUACAUUAUAAAAUUGUUAACCAUUUUUUAUUGGGAAAUUUACAAAAUAACAGUGAAGUUUUUUAUGAUGAUGGUACUGAAAAAAAAAGUGAAGAGCAUGAGCUUUUCGGAAUUAAUAUUAGUAAGUACGUUACACUGUUUGAUGAUAUAAAAAAAAGUUAUAAAUAA